AGCCUUUCAAAACAUAACUGAAGCUACGUUGUAUAACCGGUAAUAACGUUGUUUUAAUCGCAUUGCACUACUUUACCAGGUUUCUGAAUUUUCCAAUCGCAACUCAUGGAACCCGAAACGUAUCUUCACGGCCUUGACGACUCAUACCGGCCUCUCCCUUCUCUCUACUUGGCUUUUCUCUCUAUCUGGUUAUUCUCUGUUUGUUCUUGGACCAUUAACACCUAUAAAAACCGCCAUUUUCAGACGAAUAAUUUGCAGUGGACCCUGACUUCUGUUCCGUUGAUUAAAGCAUUGCAGCUUACUCUAUCUUUUCUCUUCUGGUAUUCAUGUUUUCAUCUUCAUAUUUGCUCUCUGUGGAUGUCCUUUGGUGUAUAUGUAACUGGAGUGCUAUUCAAGACAGCUUCUUUUGUGUCCUUCUUGCUAAUAUCUCAUGGUUACUGCAUCAUGUGUGAGCAUCUUUCAGUUACUGAACGCCGUACCACAGCUGCACUUGGGUGUGUCUUUUACUUGACUCUGGUUGGGUAUAGAGCCUCUGUACCUUAUUUUUCAGUCCUGCUGCUGCUUAAUUAUUUAGUUUCAUUCUAUGUGAUUUUCCACCACAUUUCUCAAAAUCUGUCAGUACUACGAGAACAAUUAGCUUUCAUAGAGGAAGAAGAUAUUCAAGACAUGCAUGAUGCUGUGUAUGCAAAGUACACCAUGUUUAAGAAAUUUCAGGGAGCAAUGCAAAUUGUAGCAAUGGCAGAAACUGUGAUAUUCCUUAAUGUGGAUGACUCUUCAGAAAAUUACUGGCUUCGAUUAUUAGUUCGAGAAUGGGCGCAAUUCUGCAUCUUUCUGUACAUUGGGUGGACUUUUAGAUCACAAGACUUAGCACCACGAUUUUCUGUUAUGCCGACUACAAAGUCUAAAAGGGAGACAAUGGUGCCUCCCAUCUAUAGCAUUGAAAUGGAUGCAGCAACAUUCAAAGAUUUUAGUUGUCAUGAAUGGCAUAUCGGUGUGCCAACUUCUGACGAAAGAUCAAAUGAUUCACUAUUAGUUGUAAUUCAGCAUCCAAAAGCUGUUCGAUUGAAGUCAGGCACAACACAUUCUCAGAGCCUCCAUCUAGUCUAGCUUCUUAGACUUUACGAUUAUGAUAGGGAUUCAUGUUGAUAGAAGAGUUAUGUCUGUAAAGCCAUUGACAGAAUAGGUUGCUACAAUUUGGUUACCAACAUCCAUUUUUCUGAAAGCCAUACAAAAUAAUUUCCCUUUUAGUUUUGUAGAAAUCUGUAAUCAAACGCAACAGAUGGCAAAGGCUUGUUCACUAAUAUUGUCAAACAAUCAAAACUGUAUAUUCUUUUCUUGUGGGGCGAUCUUUUUG
Messenger RNA from Mangifera indica (mango), 1354 nucleotides. RefSeq lists its product as uncharacterized. NCBI's taxonomy places the organism in Eukaryota, Viridiplantae, Streptophyta, Magnoliopsida, Sapindales, Anacardiaceae. The transcript has 9 exons. The coding region runs from base 106 to 1107 and encodes 333 amino acids. The record is from RefSeq and is a predicted model, not a curated record.